Acanthaster planci (crown-of-thorns starfish) is the source of this 8028-nucleotide messenger RNA. Its product is annotated as axonemal central pair apparatus protein HYDIN-like. Gene Ontology annotation, biological process: cilium movement; axonemal central apparatus assembly. NCBI's taxonomy places the organism in Eukaryota, Metazoa, Echinodermata, Asteroidea, Valvatida, Acanthasteridae. Gene Ontology annotation, cellular component: axoneme. The record is from RefSeq and is a predicted model, not a curated record.
UUGAUGGUGUGGUCCUACCCCAAGAAUCAGGGCUUCUUCGAGGACUGCAUCGUCUGCUGCGUCAAGGAGAACCCCGAGCCCAUCCUCUUCAAGAUCAGCUGCUACGGCGUGCGGCCCGAGCUGGAGCUGGACAAGAAGCAGCUGCACUUUGAGAAGGUCCUGCUGCACAGGAAGGACACCAAGACCAUCUACCUCCGCAACAGCACCCUCCUCCCUGUGGCCUGGCGCCUGAGCGGCCUGGAGAACCUCGGUGAUGACUUCUCGGUCACCACGGACUCGGGUGUGAUCGAUCCGAAGUCCGAGUUUGCGCUGAACGCCCACUUCCGGGCCAUGAGGCCCACCAACCUGAAGAAGAUGAUCCGACUUGAGGUCUCGGACGUGGAGAACAUCAUGGGUCUCCUGCAGACCGAGAACAUCCAAGUCCUGGCCGAAGCGUACGACGUGGCCCUGGACAUGAGCUUUCCCAAGGGGGCGGAUGGCGGGCUGGACUUUGGCACCAUCCGGGUCAUGGACGAGACUAAGCAGACCUGCUCCCUCAAGAACAAGGGCCGAUACGAGAUCGCUUUCAGUUUCAAUUUUGAGACCACGGAAGCCUGCGGCCAGGAGAUCAUCAACCUGUUCUCAGUCAUUCCCCAGAAGGGAGUCUUGGUGCCCAACGAUCGGCCCACGCAGGUCCAGGUCAUCUUCAGGUCGCGCAAGGAGGUCACCAUCAGGGACCAGCCAAUCCUGAAGUGCCAAGUGAUCGAGCCCAACAUCUCGGAUGGCGGGGAGACCAUCGCCAGCAUCCCCGUCAAGUUGGGCGUGCGCAGCAUCUUCAGCAAGUACAACGUCUACCCGGUCAGCGACAUCAACUUCGGCGCCGUGCUGGUCAGCCAUCGCCGCACCCGCUCCUUCAUCAUCGAGAACAAGGGGGAGUUUGACUUCAAGUACAACGUCAACCGGAUGAGCCGGGACACCCAGCCCGUCCAGCCCCUGCUCAGGGGGAGAGUCGGAUCUCGUGCUUCAAAGGCAUCCUUCCAGUUCCUGAGGCCCGGAGGAGGCAAUAAGCGCAGUAAGUCCAGGGAUGGCUCCAGCUCAGGUCGCUCUGUGGCCAAACCCAAGAGAGCCGACUCUAUGAGGCAAGACAUGGGCGCCGGUGGGGGUGGGGGAGGCGGCGGGGGAGGAAGCACCACCAGGCUGCAGCUGGGCAUGUUCACCGUCUACCCGGCCUACGGCGUGGUCUACCCCAACAACCAGCAGGUCAUCCAGGUGGAGUGCCUGCCGGAGAGCACCGGAAAGGGAGACGAGGACCUGGCUAUCGAGAUCACGGACCGCGACCCGGCCGACCACCCCCAGGGCAUCCCCUACAAGAUCCUGGCUGAGGCCUGCAGCCCGGGCAUCAACCUGACCGACCUGGCCUCCAUCUUCGAGGAGCACCGGGUGGUGCGCAACCUGAGCGUCUUCCUCAACAGCCACCACCUGGAGCUGGGCGGGGGCGGGGUGUACGGCGAGGACCAGAACAAGUUCAUCUUCGGCCACGUGCUGGUGGGCCGCAAGGUCAAGGCGCGCUUCAAGAUCUCCAACGCCAAUAAGGUGUCUUGCGACGUCAUCUUCUCCUGCAAGCUUGUUACCUCCAAGCCCUCCUCCAAGCUCCAGGAUAUCUUUGAGGUGGAGCCGUCCAGAGCAUCCAUCCCGGCUCACAGUCACGCCUACGCCACGGUCACCUUUGGCCCACCCUCGAUGCAGACUUACACUGGUCAGUUUGAGGUCAUCUUGGACGGCCUGUCCGGCCCUCAGGCCAAGCAGAAAAACCUGUCUUUUGAGGUCCAGGGAGAGGGUAACCUGCCCCGCGUCUCGGUACAGAAGCCAUCCAUCCGCAACAAGAAGGGCAGCCCCCUGCUGCUGUUCAAGCGACUGCUGCUGGGGACCACGCAGACAUUGCCGCUGUGCCUGAAGAACGACGGCACGCUACCCAGCAAGGUUGAUAUUGAUUUGAAUGAUCCCAGCGGGGUGUACAGCCUGCAGAGCUCUGAAGACACGAAGCUUAUUUACCCAAUGCAGACGGACAUCCAGUCAUACAUCAAUGAUGAUGGGGAGGAGCCAGUCCGCCACCCCCACACCGCCUCCAUCAUCGUGGGCGUGGGCGAGGAGGCCACCUUCCAAGUGGUCCUCCGGCCGGAUGCGGCCGGGCGCUGCGAGGGCUCGGUCCGGGUGACGGUGGUGGACAACCAGUACGAGGACCGGGCCAUCCAGCUGGUGGGCGAGGGCUACCAGGACGAGAUCACCCUGGACAACAUCCAUAGCCUGCCGGCCGAGGAGAGCGUGGAGCAGUUCCUGGGGGAUGACAACCAAGUCUCAGCCAUGCCCUCCAAUCACAUCCAGUUUGGCGACUGCCACGUGGGCGAGUCCUACCAGCUCACCUUCACGAUGACCAAUCACAGCCCGGCUGACACGGUGCGCUUCCAGUGGCCUGAGCACCCGCAGCUCAAGUUCUCACCCUCCGCGGGCCACCUGCACGGCGGGCUGUCCAAGGACAUCUCCGUCACGUUCAAGACGGACGAGGCGGUGAACCUGCAGGAUUCCGUCGUCAGCUGCAAAGUCUGCAAGAUCUCCUUCGAUAAGCCGGUGGAUCAGGUGGCAGACUGGGAUGACAGAAUGCGCACCGUCAAGUGGGUGGACAUCCCUGUGGCCGCCCUCCUGCGACCACCGACCUCGGGCGAGGCCUCGGCUGCCCGGCCCAAAUCCAACCAGGACGCCAAGAAAGAGGAGAAGGAAGCCAAGAAGGAGCACCGCAAGGGCGGGGCCAAGGAGAAAGAGGCGGCGGCGGCCAAGGAGGCGGCCACCGAGCUGAUGGACAAGGAGAAGACAGAGGAGGAGAUCCGACGGAAGAUCGCAGCCGGGGAGCUGGCGGCCGAGGUGCCCCGCCCGUCCAAAAAGAAGGUUAUUGAGACCGAGCCCGAGCCGACACACACGCCCCUAGAGGACACCGGCCGCGACGUUGAGCUGCGAGUCAGUGCCAACGCCGACUACGCCAAGUACAAGUGCAAGACAGACUCCAUCCACUUCAAGGACACGCUCAUGUUCCAGACCAGACAGUUCUCGUUCCAACUGACCAACAAGGGCUUGGUCCAGCUCUCCUACAACUGGCAGGUGGUGAUGGAGGAGGAGGUUCUCCGACGCAAGUCGGUCAGCUUCGCCGACGAGGACCAGCUGCGGCUGCCCUCCCGCUGCAGCACGGCACUCAGCGGCGCCGAACUGCUGGCCGACGUCUCCCCCUUUGCCAUCACACCCGAGGCGGGCACGGUGGGCGUGGGCAAGAAGCAGAGCUUUGUGGUCAAGUUCUCGCCACUGGACAUGCAGGACUUUGAGGGGCGCAUCAUCUGCAGGAUACCAAAUCUUGAAGAGGGCAAACAGGGACCCGUCAUCUCUGUCCGCGGCCGAAGCCUCAUGCCCUACUGCCACUUUGAGCUGGAGGACUCUGACUACAUCACCGGGUCCCGCCGUAACCCGGAGCUGCGGGGGCCCGGCGGGGCACCGCCCGGUGCCACCCUGGACCCCAACACCCGGGUGAUCGAGUUUGGCUCUGUCGGUAUACAGGUGCACAACCGGCGCAGCUUCUACAUCGUCAACCCCACCAACGCCCACUACUCCUUCGUCUGGACCUGCGAGGACGAGGAGGACCCCAAGGAGGUCAAGCAGUUCAGCUGCCUGACUGCUAAAGGGUUCGUUGCGCCGGGCAAGAAGACCGAGAUCACUUUUGAGUUCACCCCUUCCCAGCUGGGCAUCGUGGAGUCCUUCUGGCGCUUCACCAUCCCCGAACAGAACAUCCUGGUGCCCUUCCUCCUGGUGGGCGAUGCCAGGGAGCCGGCCGUGGCCACCGACCGCUCCCACAUCAACUUCAAGUCACUGCUCCUCGGUAACAUGGCCAGUGAGAGGGUUCACCUCAUCAAUAACGAGAGUCGACCUUUCACCUUUGACAUCUCGGAGGCAUCGUGUCACUCGGAGGCCUUCUCUUCAGAAUUGGAUGUCGCACCCAAGGGCGGUGUGGUGCCCCCAUUUGGCAGGAUUCCCAUUGACGUCUCCUUCACCCCUCGCAAGGAGAAGGUCGUCAACUUCAACGUAGAGAUCAACGUCAAGAAGAAGACGCUGCCCAUCUACCUGAACGUCAAGGCGGAGGGCUACUCCAUGAACGCCAAGGUGCUGUGCGAGGACUCGACAGGCAAGAACAUCCCCCUGUCGUCCAGGGGCAUCAACGAAAUCAACUUUGGGGAGGUGGAAGUGAACGAGAAGGCCGUGCGGUCCAUCUUCAUCGUCAACUCCGGCAAGUUCAACUUUGACUUUGAGUGGACCAUGAAGGAGCGAGCCGGCAAAACAAUCAAGAUGGUCACCAUCUCGCCCGAGACCGGCUUGGUGCCCUGCAACGACCGCAAACGCUGCGUACUGGCGUUCAAGCCACCCCAGAAGACCUCCCUGCGAGGCUGCGAGCUCUUGCUCAAGGUGACCAACGGUCCCACCUACCAGAUCGUCCUGGCUGGUCAGGGUGUGGCCCCGGGGCUCCACUUCUCCUUCACCAAGUACGACUUCGGGCCCUGCUUCAUCCACCGGGCUGGCAUGCCGCCCCUGUCCAACGUGCUGACAGUGACCAACAGGGACGCCAAGGCCAUCAGCAUUGACUGUCUGUACACCAGUACCUCCCACCUGGAGGUACAGUUCUCAGCCUGCGUCUUGCAGCCUGGGGACAGCCGAGAUGUCCAGCUGACCUUCUACCCCAGGGAGGCUGUCAAGUACCGCGAGCUGGUGGUGUUUGAGAUCAAUGGCUUGUCCAGGACUCAGGUUGAAAUUUUGGGCGAGGGCACCGAGAUGCGAGUGGAGGUGGCCAACGCCAAGGACAGGCUGGUCAACUUCGGCGCCCUGCGCGUGGGCGAGGCGGUCAAGCGCACCGUGCCGGUGGUCAACAAUAGCCCCGCCCCGCUGGCCUUCAGCGUGGUCAUCACCCCGCUCAGCCCCAUCCUGCAGCAGCUGCCCCAGGUGCUGUCCCUGGCGCCCACCAAGGAGAUCCAUCUCAAGCCCAAGGGGGGCAGCUGCAACCUGGACCUGGUCUUUGCGCCCAAGUGUCGGAUCCCACAGUUCACGGAGGAGGUGAUGUUGGAGUGCGCCGGCCUGUCGCAGCCACUGUUUGUUGUGACGGGCUCCUGCCAGGGGAUCGACAUCAGCCUGGAUCAGGAGUCCAUCCCCUUCGGAGCCGUGGUCCAGCGCAGCAGCACCACGCGCAAGCUUCUCAUGUGCAACACUGGUGACAUAGGAGCAGGUUUCAAAUGGAAUGUGGAGAAGUUUGCUCCCGAUUUCUCCAUCAACCCAACCGAGGGCUACAUCUCCCCAGGCAUGACGGUCCCCUUUGAAGUCACUUUCUUCCCCAAGGAGCUGAGCCAGGAUAUCCGUUACGAUAAGCUGCGAUGCCACAUUGAGGGCGGUCGUCCUCUACGCCUGGUCCUUACGGGGAUGUGCGUCGGCAGCCAGCCCCAGAAGGAGGUGUUACACUUCAACACCCACGUCCGAGUCAAGGACACCCGCAGCCUGACGCUGCACAACCGCACCAACCAGCGCUGGGAGCUGCGGCCGGUCAUCGAGGGCGAGCACUGGACGGGGGGAGACUCCAUCGUCCUGGAGCCCCAGCAGAGCAAGCCCUACGAGAUGACCUACCGGCCACUGAUCAUGACAGCCGAGGGGAAGAAGCACACGGGGACGGUUUUCUUCGCCUUACCGGAUGGCUCGGGGCUCCUGUACAAUCUGACGGGCGUGUCCGAGCCUCCAAAGGCGGCGGGCAGCGUCAACAAGGAGGUGCCCAGCAAGACCUACUACACAGAGCUGCUGUCAGUCUCCAACUGGCUCAAGAGGCCUCAGAGAUUCAAGGUGGUGAUUGAGAUGAUGAAACCGGACAAGCUGGACACGGCCACCACGCUGAAGGGGCUGGACUACAUCGACGUGCCGGGCCACAGCAAGAGGGACUACAAGCUCAACUUCUUCUGCCACAAGGAGGCCUCCUACUCGGCCAAGGUCAUCUUCCGCAACGAAGUGACGAGCGAGUUCCAGUUCUACUACGUGACCUUCAAGAGCACGGCGCCGGGCAUCAUGGACACCAUCGCCAUGACCACACCGGUCCGUCUCAGCACCUCCCACACCAUCUGCCUGGACAACCCGCUGGCCGUGCCCGUCACCUUCACCACUAACUGCCCCGUCGCCGACGUCAUGCUGCCCCCUCAGCUGGUGGUGCCUCCACAGUCAGAGGGCUCCCUGAGCUUUGAGUUCCUGCCGUUGAAGACGGGCGUCACUCACAGCAAGCUGCAGCUGAGCAGCGCCGAGCUGGGCAUGUUCCAGUACGACCUGGUGCUGACGGCCACAGCGGCGGGACCGGAGAAGGCCGUGUACUUCCGGGCGCCGCUGGGCGGCAACCAGCAGCAGACGGCCCGCUUCGUCAACUUCGCAAAGGUCAAAACAGAGUACACUUGCAAGGUUGACAACAGCGAUUUCCACUCCGACAAGAACCUGACGGCUGCACCAGGCUCCAGCGGGGGCUCAGAGGUCAGCAUCGACAUCACCUUCGAGCCGUCGCGUCUGGGCGAGACCCGGGGCCACCUGACGGUGGCCUCCAGCGUGGGCGGCGAGUACACCUUUCCGCUCUUUGGCACCUGCAUCCCGCCGAAGCCCCAGGGCCCCUACGCGGUCAAGGCUGGCUCCACCACCUCCAUCCCCUUCCGCAACAUCUUCCCCCACACCACCGCCUUCACCUUCCAGGUGGACAACCCGGCCUUCUCCUGCAAGCCCGGCGAGAGCAUCCGGGGCAAGAAGCAGCACAACAUCAUCGUGGGCUACGAAGGGAACCCCGACCCCAGCAAGGCCCCCAAGAUGGGCAAGCUGGUAGUGACCUGCCCACGGUCGGCCGGUGGUAACGCCAACGUAGCUUGGACGUUCUACCUGAAAGGAGUUACACCUUGAGCUACGUACUGACCCAUCUAAUGAGGUUUUCAACAAGGUCAUUCAUCUUAUGUAUUAUAGACACACAGAUUUCAGUUACAAAAGAUAUGAAGUUUUGCAAUAAUCAAAAUAAUUUAAGGUGUUAGUUUACUUCAGUUUCUUCUCUCGGACUCCAAUUUCAUCAUCUGCCAACAUCCGUCCAUUCCAUGGAAACCAAAGAAAUACAUGUUCACAAGGAACAUAUUGACUUCAGGAGAAUUUGCCCCAGAAAAGGGUAUCAUGCAGAAAUAGAGACUUCCAUGGACUGCACAAAUAUUAGUACAUGUAGACACAAGGUAUUAUAUUCACCGGAUUCUUUGCCUGUUAAUAAUAUGAAAGUCACUCCAAGUCUUCACAAAGCAUUAUGUGUGUGUACAGGUUAUGAAGUAUUUUGUGCAUUUUUACUAAUUAAUAACAAUUUGAGCUAAAAGUCCAUCCUGAGUUUUAAAACAGGGAGCAGUUUAUCGUUCAGGAAUUUGUUGCCACGGAAACUGCGUUUCGAAGUUUUCUGGAAGGCACUUGGUGUCUAACAUCUAGUAUGCUGUGUUUCUGUAUUGUGUAAAUUAGAGCAUUGUGUAAAAAAAUGCCAUUACUUCUUGUAAAUAUUUGAUUGGGCCUUAAUUUUUAUGAGACAGAAUAUUUCCAGUUGAUUAGAACCUAAUAAAUUAGGUACUUCUAGGUAGUACUUCUCCAAAGGUUUCCUUCAUCUAAUAAAUUGAUAUACAUGAGAAAUUUACGACUGAAUGUUGAAUUGCUUUUUUAAUUAUUCAUUAAUGGUAUACUGGUAUCCGUCCAUAUUCACUGUAUAACCAAUGGAAUUUGUAUCUUAAUGAUUGGAUUUUCCUAAGAUUAAAAUAUGCAAAUGAACUGCAUUACUAAAAGCUUCAAUCUCCGUCCUGUUGUAAACCAUUCCAUGCCAUGUUCCUGUUUGUACAUAGAAAUGUUAACACUUCCCAAAAACAGGAUUUUUGUCUUAUAACUAUAUUUUGCUUGGUCACUGUGUGAAAGAAAAAUAAAAUGAGUGCUUUGAAGGUUUUA